ACUUACAAAACAAUUCCAACAUGUGGCGCGAAUUGACUUCAAAGCCUUCAUUUAUCGUCAGUCACUGUGUGAAGUCUGCUGUUAUCAUUUCGUGCAGGUUUCUUGAAGAAAUACAUAAAACCUUCUGAUAAGUGGACGAUAUGACGACAAGACGAGCAAAACGCCGAGCUGUGGUGAAGGAAGAGGCUCCUCCUUCACAAGAGCUACUUGAGUUGACCCCUGAGGAUGUCGAAGAAACAGUUCGAAGAUCCUCUCGGACCGUCCUGGCACCGAAACGUCUCAAAUACUCUCCUGAAAACAGUCCAGCUCAAACAUCCAGAGAAGAGAAGAGAACCAAAACACACGAUGUCAAGAACAGCCAGAAAAAGCGAGAAGACAUUAAGAAGGAAGAGGGUGAUAUUGAAAAUGGUGAUGUGGAGCACACAUCUGGUGGACACGGAGAACUUUCAGAAUAUGAACUGGAGCGUCUGGAGAACAUCAGACAUAACCAAGCAUUUCUGUCCUCUAUCAACUUGUUCCAGGCAACUGAGGAGUUGAAGCAGUUAUCACGACCAAAGCCAUCACAGAGGGGUCUCGUAAGGUCUCAGACUACUGUGAAGGAAGCGCUGCCAGCUCGGAAAUCCCUCCGUCUCCAAAAUAAAGAGGCAGAGGUCCUGACCCUCCCCCCUGAACCCAGGGGGAUGCUGGUCUAUGAAGAGUCUACUCCUCUAAAGAAGCCUCCUGGCCCUCUGCCCAUGGAUCUCAACAUGGAGGAGGGAAGCAAGCUGCCGUCACACCUUAUUCAGCUCUGCUCAGAGGAUUCAGCACAAGAAAAAAAGCCGCAGCUUGCCCUGAAAGAGUAUCGCUCAGCUCUGAAGAGCAUGAGGAUAUCUGAGGAGAAAGUUGCUAAAGUGGUGAAGGAUCGCAUCUUCUCUGCUGCCUUCCACCCCUGCUCAAGCAGCCUUCUAAUGGCUACAGGAGACAAGUGGGGCAAAGUGGGACUCUGGAAGCUUGGUGGUGAAUGGGGCAGUGAUGGUGUGCUGCUCUUUGAGCCUCACACUCGUCCAGUGGUCUGUAUGGCAUUCUCAGCAGCUCAUCCCACCCACCUGCUCAGCCUCAGUUAUGACGGAUCACUGCGCUGCAUGGAUGUAGAGAAGGCCUGCUUCGAUGAUGUGUAUGACAUUGGUGAUGGUCUGAAGACGUUUGACUUCAUGUCACAUGACUGUUCCACACUAGUGGUUGGCAGCUGGUUUGGAGAAGUUGCCAUCGUGGAUAGACGAACCCCAGGAAACUCGCACGAGUCCCUUCACUCAUUGGACCCCAAAGCCCUACGCUGUGUCAGUGUCCACCCGUUACAGAAGCAGUACUUUGCUGUGGCAGAAAACAAGGUAGUGAGUAUUUAUGACAGCAGAUGCUUGAAGAAGACAAACAGCCCGUCUGUCUCCCAGCUGAAUGGCCACUCUUUGAGCAUAUCCAGUGCUUAUUUCUCCCCUUGCACAGGAAACAGAGUUCUCACCUCCUGUAUGGAUAACAACAUAAGAAUAUAUGACACUUCUGCGAUGACCACCAAAUCUCCCUUGUUGUCAUCUAUCAGACACAACAUGCAUACAGGCCGAUGGCUGACUAAACUAUCAGCAGUGUGGGACCCCAAACAGGAAGACUGCUUUGUGGUGGGGAGCAUGGAGAGGCCUCGGAGGGUGCAGGUGUUCCACGAAAGCGGUCAGCCCCAGCACUCCUUCAUUGAUGAUGAGAACCUUAACACAGUGCUGUCUGUCGUUGCUUUUCACCCAACAAGGAAUGCCCUACUGGGCGGCAACGCGUCAGGACGCCUGCAUGUCUUCUCUGACUUACAGAGAGACCAAAAUGUGUACGAGUGAGACCCCUGUUUAACUUUAGCUGGACAGAAAGAACAAGUAAGGAAGAGCCGCUUAUGUGACCACUGAACACUGCAUGUUCCUAGGGACGUUGCACAUACACGUUUAAAUAUUCAAAGUAAAAGAUAACUGUAUCUGAAUAAAUUCUAAACAUUUUCUACCUUAGUAUUCACAACACAAUGCACAUCUAUCCCUACACUGGAUAGUCAUAACAUGGAGCAGCGAGCCGUGGUGCAUCCCGCAGUGAAAUCUGUCAGCCUCAGAAUUUGAGGCACCAUCUUUAAAUGAAACAUUUUCCCCUUUUUUCUUUGUUCUCUUGUUUAACAAUAACUUGUUCAGGUUCAUUGUUUCGUUCUGCUUUUAAAAUAACAGGCAGGACUACUAAGUUGAAAUAGAGCCAUUCAACAAUCUGAGACAAAGUUUUUGAUAAGGUUCUAGUGAUCUUUGUGUGUAGAAGUUUUAUUUGGCUUCACAUUAUAAAAUCCUAAAGAUUUUUCAUUUUUAAAACCACUUUUGGUCAAUGUUGACUUAAAAUUGUCAACUCUUGAGAACUUAAUUUUUAUACAGAAAAAAGGUUUGAAAACACUGGAGUUGCACUGAAGGUGGAAGAUGACUUACUGUUAGGCCUGAAAUAUGUUUUAGAUGUUGCUUCUUUUCUGUUCCUGUAUUAUCAGUUUCUUACAUUCCAAUUGUCUUACAGAACCAUUGCAAUCCUAUUAACUGGUUCUCUGUUAUUUCUGUUGAAAGGACAAAGUGUGACAAGCGCCUGUUGUAAAAUAAUGUCCAUGUUUUUUUUGUUUUUUUGUUUAUUUGGCGCUCCUAAAGCAAAAACAAUAAAUAU
Molecule: messenger RNA, 2694 nt
Organism: Labrus bergylta (ballan wrasse)
Lineage: Eukaryota; Metazoa; Chordata; Actinopteri; Labriformes; Labridae
Gene: wdr76
Product: WD repeat domain 76
Biological process (GO): regulation of DNA damage checkpoint
Cellular component (GO): nucleus
Molecular function (GO): protein binding; DNA binding
Source: RefSeq, a predicted model, not a curated record